AUGGCAACCUCAUCCAAUACGCUCUCCAGGGAGCUGCAAUCCUUCACUAGCAUGGACAAAGAUAUGGAAGCAAUCGGUGCACACUGUCAAUACACCCAUUGCAAUCAACUUGACUUCCUUCCCUUCCGCUGCGAAUCCUGCGAGGGCACUUAUUGUCUCGACCAUCGUACCGAGUCGGGCCAUGAGUGCCCCAAGGCUGGCGCUUGGGCGGCCCAAAAACGGCAAAAUACACCAGGACUCAGGUCAGAAACCCACCGCGAAGGCAAACCGACGCUGAUGACAGGAACCCAAUGUUGGGAUCCUUUGUGUAAGACUUAUAUCAAUACGUUGACCUCUGUCGGAGUUUCGUGCCCGAAUUGCAACAGGCAGUACUGCCUAAAACAUCGGUUGCGGGAGGACCACAAUUGCGCAAAACUCGUUCCUAUCGGAGCCAGACCAGCUCAAGCACCCAGUCAAGCGGACAAAGCAAAAGCGGCACUCGGUAGAUUGAAGCUUUGGAGUAAAGAGAAACAGUCCUCUAUGCUACCAAAGCCAAAGCCUUCCUCUGCUGCCACACGACUGGUUACUGUGAACAAACUGAAGCAGAAUGCCAAAGGAGAUGACAAAGUGUCAGUAGAAAAUCGAGUUUAUCUCUAUGUGGAGGCCGAGGCAAGCACAACGACCAGUAAAUUGCCCAAAGGAGAUUACUAUUACAGCAAGGACUGGAGCGUGGGCAGAUUAUUGGAUGCGGCCGCCAAAUCGCUCCAGGUAGCCAAUCUGAAUAACCGUGUUGAAGGAGAAGAGGAAAGACUGCGUGUGUUUCAUGUGGAAGCGGGGAGACUGCUGGGAUUCAGUGAGAAAGUGGGUGAUGUUUGCGUGACAGGGAAUACUGUCGUACUCUUGCGAGGAGUUGGCCUUGGGGCCUGA
Molecule: messenger RNA, 906 nt
Organism: Bacidia gigantensis
Lineage: Eukaryota; Fungi; Ascomycota; Lecanoromycetes; Lecanorales; Ramalinaceae
Exons: 1
Coding region: 1-906 (301 amino acids)
Cellular component (GO): cytoplasm
Molecular function (GO): zinc ion binding
Source: RefSeq, a predicted model, not a curated record